Messenger RNA from Copidosoma floridanum, 1030 nucleotides. RefSeq names its product type I BMP receptor saxophone (gene sax). Lineage: Eukaryota; Metazoa; Arthropoda; Insecta; Hymenoptera; Encyrtidae. Gene Ontology annotation, biological process: cell surface receptor protein serine/threonine kinase signaling pathway; cellular response to growth factor stimulus; protein phosphorylation. Gene Ontology annotation, cellular component: BMP receptor complex; plasma membrane. The record is from RefSeq and is a predicted model, not a curated record. Gene Ontology annotation, molecular function: transmembrane receptor protein serine/threonine kinase activity; metal ion binding; ATP binding.
UGAAAUAAAAAAGGCCUUAAUCAAUCGUUCAAGAAGUACACUUUAAAUUAAAAUGCAACAUAAACUAAAAUGUUACGUGUGCGAAAGUGAUAACUGCGAUGUCCCUAACAAUCAAACGAUAUGUGAGAAUGCGUUGAAGUGUUGGAAAUCAACUGUCCGCAAUCCAGAUGGUACCAAAAGAGGCAGCCGAGGCUGUAUCCUUAAUCCUGACCAAGUGCCAUUGUUAUGCAACAAAGUACAAUUAAGCAACGUAACAGCCUCGUCGACGAGUGACUCGAACAACAGACCUACCGCUGUUAAUCCGUUUAACACCGAGUGCUGCCAUGAGAAUUUAUGUAACGUCGGUUCAUUUCCCGUACUCCAGGACCCGAUUAUUAAUGAAACCGGCAUAAACAACGCGCUCAAAAUCACACUCAUAGUUCUCGGACCUAUCGUUAUAUUGAUCCUCGUAUUUUUCGGAAUUUAUCUUUACUAUAGGAAUCGAAAGAACAAUAGUCGCGAUAACUCAAAGACAACUUUUCUGGCAAAUCGGCGCUGCAAAAAACUCAUUGAGCCAGGCAUGGACCCACCAUUACUUGCCUUUUCCGCUGGUUCGACUGGUGGCAACGCGAGUUGUUCACAUGAGCUUAGAGCUACAGCUGCUGGUGAUAGUACACUAAAGGAAUAUCUGGAGGGCCAAAGCUUGACGAGUGGCUCUGGCUCUGGCCUACCACUGCUGGUUCAGCGUACUCUAGGGAAGCAGGUGGAACUGGUCGAGUGUUUGAGCAAAAGCCGGGGUGGUGGCAGUUUCGGCCGCGAGAUCUGGCGGGGUAUCUACCAGGGUGUCAACGUUGCCGUUAAAAUUUACCCCUCGCGUGACGAGGCCAUGUGGGCCCGUGAAACCGAGUUCUACUCUAAACUGUUGCUCAGUCGACACGACAACAUACUGGGCUACAUUGGUAGCGACAUGACUAGUCGCUCAAGUUGUACUCAACUCCUGCUCGUCACCGCCUAUCAUCCGCUUGGCUCGCUCUAUAACUAUUUGAUGGAG